AUGCACGGGAUUUGGAGUAAGAAGCUGGCGCUUAAAAUACUAUUCAUUGGAAUAGGAAUUGGAUUAUUACUGAAUCAUUAUUUUACAAGGAUCAAUCAUUCAAAGUACAAAGUACUCAACUCACAGCCAAAGAAACUCAUCGUUAAAGAUAAGAAUCUUGAUUUACCCACACAUGAUUUAUAUCUUGGACCUGAUUUCCCUAAACGCGAUGCUGUUAAAUCUGCUUUCAAGCACGCGUGGUUUGCUUAUGAGAGGGACGCGUGGGGAUCCGAUGAAUACCAUCCAAUUUCUCAAUCUGGCUCAAAUCUUUCAAAUUCAGCCGGAAUUGGUUACACUAUCAUUGAUAGUCUUGAUACUAUUCAACUCAUGGGUCUCACCGAUGAGUAUGCCAGAGCAAGAAAUUGGAUUGAAAAUGAACUAUCCUUCGACGUAGAUGACAAAUUCAAUACCUUUGAAACUACAAUCCGCGUCCUCGGUGGUUUACUAUCGUCUUACUAUCUCUCAUCAAACCCUUUCAGUCAAAACCUAAGCAAUCCAGACCCUUUGUACCUUAAUCUAGCUGCUGACUUAGGCGAGCGCUUGGUAUCCUCAUUCGACCAAGACUCCGGUCUUCCUCUAUCUUUCGUCAACUUGCAUCGAAUGGAGGGUAUAUCCGAUCAAGAUAACAGAGGUUUCAUAAGUACAGCAGAGGCCGCAAGUCUGCAAUUGGAAUUCAAAUACCUUUCUCAACUACUAGACGAUUCUUUAUUCUGGAGAAAGUCAGAAGGAGUCAUGCAACUGAUCAAGGAUGCUCCAAAAAGAGAUGGCUUGGUACCUAUUUUCAUUGAUCCUCAUGUUAAAAACUUCUACUUUAGUUCAAUCCGACUGGGUUCUAGAGCCGACUCCUACUACGAGUACCUCUUGAAGCAGUACCUUCAGACAGCAAGUACCGAGCAUGUUUACAAAGACAUACCUGAAUACCGGCCAUACAACAAGCAAGACCAUCUGGUCUGCUUUUUGCCAGGACUCUUUCUCCUCGGCGUUCACGAAGGCAAAAGUCAUCUUCCGCUAGAUCAAAGUACAUUCACCACUCAACAACGUGAGGAUUGGUGGGUUGGAGAAGAGUUACUCAAAACAUGUUACGACACAUACACCUCAACAAAGUCGGGUCUGUCCCCGGAGAUUAUUCACUUCCAUCAAGUUGGCGAUUAUAGAGGACAGAAGGAGGAUUGGUACAUAAAGCCUUCACGUGGUGAAGACACAAUCGACGGACGUUAUAUUCUCAGACCGGAGACUGUGGAGUCCAUCUUCAUAGCAUUUAGGCUAAGCGGCAACAACAAGUACAGAGAGUGGGGUUGGAGCAUAUUUGAAUCUAUAGAGAAGCAUGCAAAAAUAAACAGCGGCGGAUACGCUAGUAUAAUGAAUGUGAACAAAGUUCCAGUAGAUCAUGAAGACAAAAUGGAGACGUUUCUACUGAGUGAGACGUUCAAAUAUCUUUAUUUACUAUUUGAGGAUAAUUCAGUAGCACCUUUAGACAAGGUAGUAUUCAACACUGAAGCACACAUACUACCAAUAUUCAAACCAUCUUUUCAAACUAAUGUAAUCUAA
Molecule: messenger RNA, 1587 nt
Organism: Wallemia ichthyophaga EXF-994
Lineage: Eukaryota; Fungi; Basidiomycota; Wallemiomycetes; Wallemiales; Wallemiaceae
Product: Mannosyl-oligosaccharide 1,2-alpha-mannosidase MNS3
Exons: 11
Coding region: 1-1587 (528 amino acids)
Biological process (GO): carbohydrate metabolic process; N-glycan processing
Cellular component (GO): membrane; endoplasmic reticulum
Molecular function (GO): mannosyl-oligosaccharide 1,2-alpha-mannosidase activity; calcium ion binding
Source: RefSeq, a predicted model, not a curated record